GAAUUAGUACAAAAAUAGGAAAAUUUAUAAUUUGAUCUAAAAAUAUCAAUAAAGGUUAUACAUCAUCAUUUUAUAACAUCUGUUUAAACAAAUUCACAUAUGGAAAAUAAGUCACAUGCUGACCAUAGCAAUGUCUCCAACUUGUCAGAAAGUAAUUGUCAGAACGUACGAAAGUUGAUACCUGUGGAUUUCGAAUUUAAGUUAGAUGAUGACGAAGAGAGUAAUGAAUAUGAUGAUGUAAAUACUAUGUUGGAACAUAGUAAUUUAGAUGAAGAGAUAAAAAGAAAAAAAUAUUAUACUUCUACUAGACAAACAACGUACGAUGUAGCAACGCAAUGUUCUAGUAAAGAAGUAUCUGCUAAUAAAUAUAAAAUAAAUAAAAGUGUGUUACCAUCUGUAUUACCCACCAAUAUUUACACGACAUAUUCAAAACUUGAAAAACAUAGUAAACUCGAAAGUACAUCUCAAAAAACAGACUAUGACUUCAAACAAUCACAUGAAUUUGAUUCAAAAAUUUCCCCAUCUAAUAUAUUUGUAUCAACAGCAAUUAACAAUCUGACGUUAAAAGAUUCGAAUUCUAUAAAUAUUGGGUUAAAUGAUAAGAAUAGGUAUUCAAGUAUAGGAGAAAUGUUUCUUGAAAAUAAACUUUCAUUGACAUUAGAAGAAAUAGUUCAUAUUCGUUGUGUCCUUACCAAAGCUGAGUUGGAAUCACUGCCUGCUGAAGCUAGUGUAAAAGAAGACGUUGAAAAACGAAGAGUAUGUUUUUUAUGUUUAAAAACUCGAUUUGGUUUACUAGGACCAUGGGGUCAACGAUGUAGACUUUGUCAAAAAACAGUUUGUGUAAAGUGUUAUUCGAAAAUGAAAAUUCCCACCGAACACUUUGCAAAUGUUCCAGUUAUAUUAUUAUCUCCAGGAUUAUCCGUUUCUCCAUCUUCCACUGAUUCUAAUACUGAAAUUUCCAAAAAUUGGUCUAAAAGUACUAUUAUUGGUUCAGCUCCAACUUCACCAGCAACAAAACGAAUUCCCCGGAAAUUUUUUGGAACCUCCUCUAAAUUAUCUAAUAUUGCAACAUUUGGAAAUAUAGGCAGACUAAAUAGAAAUGACGAGCUAGAUGCAGAACUUAUCCAUGGAACAUUGAUGGUUGUAUGUCAUGAUUGCCGUAUAAUGCUUAUUCAAAUAAUCAAGAAUUCUCGUUUAACACGAUCUAGUAUCCGAAAUAAUGUCAUAUCUCGUUUAACUCUUGACGUCUUACCUGUAUAUGUUUAAAUAAAGUAAUUAAGCAAUUAAA
Messenger RNA from Ceratosolen solmsi marchali, 1288 nucleotides. RefSeq names its product spire type actin nucleation factor (gene spir). NCBI's taxonomy places the organism in Eukaryota, Metazoa, Arthropoda, Insecta, Hymenoptera, Agaonidae. Gene Ontology annotation, cellular component: cytoplasmic vesicle membrane; cell cortex. The record is from RefSeq and is a predicted model, not a curated record. Gene Ontology annotation, biological process: Golgi vesicle transport; polar body extrusion after meiotic divisions; cleavage furrow formation. The coding region runs from base 100 to 1266 and encodes 388 amino acids. Gene Ontology annotation, molecular function: microtubule binding; actin binding. The transcript has 6 exons.